ACUCAGUGUGUAGGGAUCUAUAAUAAUAAUAAUAAUAAUAAUAAUAAUAAUAAUAAUAAUAAUAAUAAUAAUGUGAAUGUAAAGUGGGCUGUUAUUACAGAACCGGGCCGCGCGGGGGCGCUGUGACAUCACAUCCGGCUGUGACGCAGCGCACACAGUGAAAGUCGGCCUUGAUGAUGGCUGCUCAGGUGUGUUUCUGUGGCAACCGCUUGGUUCUUCAGGUACUUGGGAGGCAGGUGCGCUGCUUUUCCUCCAGCGUCUCAAUCGGACAGGUUCAGUCUCGCAGUGAGGCGGGCCAUCACACACACGAACACACACACGCUUUCACCCACUUUCCGUUCUCCCGCUCUGCCAUCGGAACCUUCUUCCAGGAGCAGCCCCUGCUCAGGAACCCCUUUACCCAGGAUGCACUGCUCAGAGCAUACCUGCGCAGACACCUGCCUCUGCAGGAGGUGCAGUCGGAUCUGUCUGAAUUCGGCGAGCGUGUUGUGUGUGAGAUUGAUGAUCUGGGGCGUCAGUGUGAGCAGAAUCCCCCCCAGCUGCAGCCUUAUGAUGCGUGGGGUCGCCGUGUCGACCGCAUCAUCACCUGCGACGCCUGGACACGCAUGAAACACAUCUCUGCACAGGAAGGCCUCGUCGCUGCUGGAUACGAGCGACGCUUCGGCAAGUGGAGUCGUGUGUAUCAGAUGAGUAAGUUGUACCUGUAUGCACCUUCUGCUGGCCUCUACACCUGCCCACUGGCCAUGACUGAUGGAGCUGCCAAAGUCAUAGAGUCUCUGGGCAUACCUGUUAGGGAGGCGUUUGAGCGUCUGACCACGCGAGACGAGACAAAAUUCUGGACAUCGGGUCAGUGGAUGACGGAGAGAAGGGGAGGAUCGGAUGUUGCAAACGGGACAGAGACGGUUGCCCAGCGACAGGAGGACGGGUUGUACCGGCUGCACGGGUUUAAGUGGUUCACUUCAGCAACGGACGCUGACAUCACGCUCACGCUCGCUCGCAUCGCAGAUCACCAUGGCAACACCAUUCAGGGCAGUGUGGGCGUGUCCCUGUUCUGUGCAGAGGUGUGGGACUCUGAGGGCCGGACAAACGGAGUGGAGAUCCAGAGGCUGAAGGAUAAACUCGGUACACGGCAGAUGCCCACUGCAGAGCUGCUGCUGGACGGCAUGAGGGCACAACUGUUGUCAGAGGAGGGAAGGGGCGUGGCCUCUAUCGCCAACAUGCUGACUCUGACUCGCAUCCAUAACACUGUGUCUGCUGUCGCUGCCAUGAGGAGAAUAAUCCAGUUGGGCAGGGAAUACGCCACUAAGCGGAGUGUGUUUGGAAAACUGCUGAAGGAUCAUCCACUGCACGUACAGACACUCAGCAGACUGGAGGUAGAGACUCGGGCUGCGUUUCUGUUGAUGAUGGAACUGUGUCAACUUUUGGGACGAGAUGAAACAGGAACAGCAACAGAGCGAGACACACACCUUCUGAGACUGCUUACACCUGUAGCUAAACUAUACACUGGCAAACAGGCAGUUUCUGUGGUGUCAGAGGGAUUGGAGUGUUUUGGGGGUCAAGGUUAUAUUGAGGACACGGGUCUGCCUGCCCUGCUACGAGAUGCACAGGUGUUGAGUAUAUGGGAAGGCACCACUAAUGUUCUCUCGCUGGAUGUUCUGCGCUCAAUUUCUAAAUCCUCAGGACGUGUACUGCAGGCCUUCUUCUCUGAUGUGGAGGAGCGAUUGCGUGUUGCCGGUCCCACCCUGCAUCCCGCAGUACAGAGUCUGAGCUCGUCUCUGUCUGGUUUAGCUCGGUUCAUCCAGACUGCAGAGUCUCAUCCACCAGAAAGCCUUCAGCUUGCAGCAAGAGACCUAGCAUAUAGCAUCGCACGCAUUUACAUGGGAGCUCUGUUAGUGGAUCAUGCCUCAUGGGAAGGAGCUUCACACCCAGAUGUCUAUGCUGCUCUGAGGUGGUGUGAGCAUGAUAUGUGUCCUGUAGUGAGUGGGGAGAUCCGAGGGUGUUACAGCACCAACGCUGCACUGAGUGACUCUCAGCUUGUUUACCAAGGACUGGAGAAGCAGGAUCCCUGAGAACACAUACACACACACACACACACACACGCACACGAUUAUAUACACAGGCAAGGUAAAGACUCAGUACACACAUCACACACAAGCCUGAGCAAUAUGUAAUGACACAUUAUAAGAAUAAUGUUUGUUAGUGAUAGUAAUAACUGCAGUUUAUUGUGUUGAAGUGUGUUUGUGUUGUGGUGAAGAUAAAGCGGUUAUUUGCUUUAUCCUAACAAUUAGAGAAGUGUGUUGAUUUAUUAUGAUGAUUAUUUCACACUUACAAUCACAAUUAAUAUAAGUGCACUUUAGUUUCAUGAAUAUACACAAAACAUCCCAUAAUACUGUAGUAGAGGAAUAUCAAUAAAGUAUCUAAAUAAUUAGCAGAA
Molecule: messenger RNA, 2434 nt
Organism: Ictalurus punctatus (channel catfish)
Lineage: Eukaryota; Metazoa; Chordata; Actinopteri; Siluriformes; Ictaluridae
Product: acyl-CoA dehydrogenase family member 11
Exons: 15
Coding region: 174-2069 (631 amino acids)
Molecular function (GO): oxidoreductase activity, acting on the CH-CH group of donors
Source: RefSeq, a predicted model, not a curated record